Numida meleagris (helmeted guineafowl) is the source of this 1787-nucleotide messenger RNA. It is a transcript of the gene UTP3, whose product is annotated as UTP3, small subunit processome component. Gene Ontology annotation, cellular component: small-subunit processome; nucleolus. NCBI's taxonomy places the organism in Eukaryota, Metazoa, Chordata, Aves, Galliformes, Numididae. The coding region runs from base 63 to 1718 and encodes 551 amino acids. The record is from RefSeq and is a predicted model, not a curated record. Gene Ontology annotation, biological process: maturation of SSU-rRNA from tricistronic rRNA transcript (SSU-rRNA, 5.8S rRNA, LSU-rRNA). The transcript has a single exon.
AAGUAGCGCAGCAGCGGCGCCGGAAGCGGGAUCUGGAGCCGUCUCCGAUUUCCGGCGUAGCCAUGAGGACGCGGCGCGGUACCGUCCUGCGGCCGCCGCCGGGCCCAGCCGACCGCCACGAUGCUGAAGAGGACGACGAGGAGGAAGUGCCCGGCGGCGAGGUGGGCCCCGAGGGCUUGGGAGACGAGGUGGAGGAUUUUCACGAGGCGCAGUUUCGGGAGGUGAUGGCGGCUCUGGAGAGUGGGGAGGAGGCCGGGGACAGCGAGGAAGAGGAGGAGGAAGAAGUACUGGGGCUGCAGCUGCCGGAAGAGGAUGAAGAUGACGAGGAGGAGGAAGAGAAGGAGGAAGAAGUACUGGGGCUGCAGCUGCCAGAAGAGGAUGAAGAUGACGAGGAGGAGGAAGAGAAGGAGAAGGAGGAAGAGAAGGAGGAGGAGGAAGGUGAACCUGGGGAGGAAGUAGAGGAAGUACGGAGACUUGAGUUUUACGAGGACCGCAGUGCAGAGGAGGAUGGAGGAGAUGUGGAGGAGGAGGAGGAGAAUGAAGAUGAGGAUGAGGACCUGUCCAUGGAGAGCGAUUUGGAAGAGCACAGUAAGGACACUGAUCUCCCCCAUGAGCUGUCCUGGGGCAGACGCAAGCAGCUUUACUACGACACAGACUAUGGGAGCGAUGCCCAGGCUAAGGGCAAACGCAGCCAGCAAGAUGUUGAUGCUGAGGAGGAGGAAGAGGAGCAGGAGGCAAAAGUGAUCCAGAGACGGCUGGUGGAGGACUUGGGGGAAGAUGAUUAUGGGCUGGAUGUGAUCCAGGGCUACCUGGCAGAGCAACGGAAAACCCACGAUAGCAAGGGGCAGAAGAUUGCCAAGGAUUUGCAGGCCCUUUCCAAGAAGGAGCAGCUGAAGCUACUGAAGCAGGAGUCUCCUGAGCUCCUGCAGCUGAUUGAGGACUUUGAAGUCAAACUGAUGGAGCUCAAGGAUGAGCUGCACCCACUGCUGCAAAUGGUCAAAAAUGGCACUAUCCCACAAGGGAAAGGCAGUCGCUAUUUGCAGAUCAAGUAUCAGCUCUACUUGAAUUACUGUGCCAAUAUUAGUUUCUAUUUAGUUUUAAAGUCAAAGAGGAUGCCAGUUCAUAGUCACCCCAUCAUUGAACGAUUGGUUGCUUACAGAAAUAUCAUCAAUGACCUAGCUGUGAUAGAUCAAAAGUUAUCCUCACAGGUUCGCCUGCUUCUGAAAAACUAUUAUGAUAAGAAGGAGGAAAAACUCCGAGAGCGGAAGAAGUUUCCAGUGCUUCUUCAACCAACUGCUAAGAAAACCAAACGAAAACGUGAAGCUGUUCUUGCUAGUGGCCAGCUUGCUGCUGAGGAACUGGCAGAUGAAUCAGACCUUGAUGGAGAGGCUGCGCUAAAAUACUACAGGAUGAUGGAAGAGAAGCUGAAACUCAAGAGGAAGAGAACAGAAGAACAGGAAACACUUGAAGAACCAGUGACAGAAGAGGAUCCGAACCAAAAGAGAGGUGUGACCUAUCAGAUGAUCAAGAACAAAGGCCUCACCCCCAGGAGGAAGAAGAUUGAUCGCAACCCCAGGGUCAAGCAUCGGGAGAAGUUUCGGCGAGCCAAGAUUCGCCGGAAGGGUCAGGUCCGUGAAGUUCGGAGGGAAAUACACAGAUACGGUGGGGAGCUCUCUGGCAUUCGUGCUGGAGUUAAGAAGAGCAGAAAGCUUCAGUGAUGCUUAUUUUUCUCUGAUUCAGAGAGCUGCAAAUGAAAGUUCUGAAUGCAAUAAAAUUUUUGUAAAAGA